Salvelinus fontinalis (brook trout) is the source of this 8297-nucleotide messenger RNA. RefSeq names its product rho guanine nucleotide exchange factor TIAM2-like. Gene Ontology annotation, cellular component: membrane; synapse. Gene Ontology annotation, biological process: small GTPase-mediated signal transduction; positive regulation of axonogenesis; activation of GTPase activity. The transcript has 25 exons. Bases 421 to 5673 code for a protein of 1750 amino acids. Lineage: Eukaryota; Metazoa; Chordata; Actinopteri; Salmoniformes; Salmonidae. The record is from RefSeq and is a predicted model, not a curated record. Gene Ontology annotation, molecular function: protein binding; guanyl-nucleotide exchange factor activity.
AUACUAUUGUACAUUUGUUGAAGGAUAGGCUAGGCUACUGUUCAUUGCUUAGACAGCAUUUUAAUUUCCGGGAGUUGUUUAGAUCGAACAGUCAGAGUUUUGUUGAUUAGGACUCCAGUAAAGUUUUGUGUCAUUUGAAGAUCUGUAAUUCGUGCAGAAAUUAUGGAGUAACUGCAAUUGUUGCCGAUCGUGCAACCUCCGGAUUUAGGCUACCGUGGGUUUAAAACGGAUGACCUGGAGACAGAGAGAGAGAUAGAGAGAGCAAGCGAGUGAGCAGCUGUGUGUGUGAGUGUGUAUGUGAGAGAGGUGCUGAGUUCUGAAGAGCUCACACAACAGGACAGAGCCCAGCUAGCGCUGCUGAGACGGACUAUGCAGAGUAGUGUCUGAGUUUGUCCUGAGGAUAGACACCAAGUGAUCAGAAUGGGAAACACUGACAGCCAGUACAGCAACUUCAAAGUCCCUGGGAAACCCAGACCCUGCUCUCUAAAGUUCCACUCCAUUAAGGAGGAAGUCCUGUCCCCCCAUAGCUGGUGGAGGGGCAGCGAGGGGGGCGGCCAGGGGUACAAAACCAGAAGCAAGGGAGGGAGGGUCUGCCUGCCCCAGCAAAAGAUCACUCACAACCAGCCUUAUGGCUUGUCGCAACACUACGAGCACCACAUCACCAAGGAGGGCAGGGGACUGAGAGGGCUCCCAGGAGCCAAGCUGAAGUCCAGCUCUCCGCAGCGUUGUGGCAGAGGGGACAGCUCCCAAGUGACCAGGAAAAGCAGUGGUCAUAACGGCUAUGGUUUCCUGGAGAGUAGCAGGGAGAAUGUGAACGGUCUCGGGGCUAACGGGCAGCGCACCUCUGAGAUGACUUCUCUGUGUGAGCCAAUAGAGAGCCGCAGCAGCCCCAAGGUGCUCCUCAGUAAGGACGGCAGCAUGCGUGUGGAGUUCACCAAUGCCAGGAGGAUGUCUCUGGAGCCCCAGGGUCUGUCAGGCCACAGCCACAAUGCAGUAGCAGCCCCAGAGCCCUCUCUGACUAGGACCAGUAAGGGUAGCUCGCUCAGCUCCGAGGGCUCCUGGUACGACUCUCCUUGGGGGAACACCACAGAGCUCAAUGAUAAUGUGUUCACAUGUAGUCAGACUGCAACGAGGGACAACAGUAGUGGCUACACCACCUACUCCUCCACGCGCACUGAGGAGACGGGCUGUGGCUUCAACACCUUCUCAUCCGCCCGUACUGAGGACAUGUCCCCGGGGUUCAACCCCAACCUCCUCUUCCAGACCAUGGAUAGUAAUGGUCAAUAUACAAGCCGAGGGUUUAACAGCAACGGGUAUAACUCUUGCUCUUUGGGCCGCACUGAGGACAGUGGCAUCGGAGAUUCUAUGAUCCUCUACCCGGAGCAGAGUCAGUUUAGCCUCAUCUCUCCUCCCGUGUCCCUAUCUGACCUCAGCAUGGCGGCUACGUACCCCACCCCUCACUUCCAGGACAUCCCCCAGCGCCGGACGUCGCUGGCCUCGGUGCUGACCCUGGACGUGGUCGACCAGGAGGAGAGCUCAGAGUCGGGCGACCAGUGCUACUCCUCCGCUCACAGUCCCACGCUGCCCUGCAGGAGGGUCGCCGCCGAGCCUACCCCCAUCGCCGUCAGCAACAGCAGGAAGGACAACCUGAAGAGCCGCAUCCGGCGCCUCAGCGACUGGACAGGAAGUCUAAGCAGGAAGAAGAGAAGACUACAGGAGCCUUAUGGUAGUGAGGCCAGUGAAGGCUUUCUCAUUGGAGUGGAUCCUGGGUUAGGUGACUCCAGCUCCCAGGUAACUGGUCCAGUAUGGAACUCCCUCCACACCCAGACCCUGUCAGUCCGCUCUGGGGCCUCCAGGAGCCAACAGAGCCACAGUGACGCCUUGCGGCAGAACAUCUAUGAGAAUUUCAUGCAGGAGCUGGAGACAGGAGGCUACAGCGGGACGGAGCGGACCGAGCCCUCGGAGGAUGGAGAGGGGGAGGACAUGGGAGGAGCAAGGGGAAUAGGAGGGGGGGAACAGGGGGAGAGUAGUGGCAGUGGCUCCCUGGGCUCUCUGGAGCAGCUGGACCUGCUGUUUGAGAAGGAGCAGGGGGUGGUACGCAGGGCCGGCUGGCUCUCCAUCAAACCCCUCCUCACCCUGCAUAAGGACAGGAAGCUGGAGCUCGUGGCCCGCAGGAAGUGGAGGCAAUACUGGGUCACACUCAAAGGGUGUACCCUUCUGUUCUAUGAGACCUAUGGGAAAAGCAGCUGUCCCGAGCAGGAGCUGUCCCCGCGCUACGCCCUGCUUGCUGAGGACAGCAUUGUCCAGGCGAUCCCUGAACACCCCAAGAAGGAGAACGUCUUCUGCCUGAGCAACGGCUACGGAGAUGUCUAUCUGUUGCAGGCUGCUAAUCAGACAGACCUGGAGAACUGGGUGACAGCCAUCCACUCUGCCAGUGCCUCUCUGCUGGCUAAGAGACAGGGGAAGGAGGACACGGUGCGGUUACUGAGGAGCCAGACCGGCGCCCUGCUGCAGAAGAUAGACAUGGACAGCAAGAUGAAGAAGAUGGCUGAGUUGCAGCUGUCUGUCAUCAGUGACCAAAGGAACAGGAAGGCCAUCAAGAGCCAGAUCCAGCAAUGGGAGCAGAACCUGGAGAAGUUCAACAUCGACCUGUUCCGGAUGCGCUGUUACCUGGCCAGCCUGCAGGGCAGUGAGCUCCCCAACCCCAAGAGUCUCCUCGCCGUGGCCGGACGGCCCUCCAAGAACACCCUGGGACGCCUGGGGAUCUUCUCUGUCUCCUCCUUUCAUGCCCUGAUCUGCACCCGUGACGAGGCGACCCUGCGGAGGCGUUGCCAAUCUCUUUCCCGGGGGACACGGAACAAGAGGGGUAUCUUCUCUUCCCUCAAGGGUCUGGACAGCCUGACCAAACGCAGCAAAGAGAAGAGGCAGUCCGUGUCCCAGGUUGUUGAAGGACAAAGUGUUGGAGUGCAUGCUGGCCAUGUCUUCAACCACAGCAGCUCUGAGAGAUUUGACGCUCUUGCCAAAAUGCAGUUGAUAGCACCACCUAAAGGCAACCCUUGGUACAGCAGUUUGGAAACUCCAGUCUGUGUGAAUAUGCCCGAAAGCCAAACAGUUACUCUGCACAUCAAACCCGAUUUCCUCGUAUCAGAUGUGCUAUCUUUGGCCUGUAAGGACAGGCACCUGGACCCGAGCCAGCACUGCCUGCGUGUGAGAAGGCUGGUGGGUCAGGACACAGAGACCAGCUCCCCAGCACUCACAGACCCACUACGAGACCUGGUGUAUGAUGAGCUAGAGGUCUUCCCGCUCAAUGUUUUCACCAUACAGCUGUCCCGCCCAGACACAGCAGUGGACUUUGGCUUUGCUGUGACCGGCCAUGUAGACGGAACCAGGAAAGGCCAUGUCUAUGUGAGUGAGGUCACUCCAGAGGGACUGGCUUUCACUGAAGGUCUGAGAGCGGGCGAUGAGAUCCUGUUUCUGAAUGGGACCAGUGUGUCCUCCCUGGACAUGGGUCUGAUGCACCUGUUGUUCAGCCACCAGACCCUCCAUCUGUUGCUCAGACGAGAGGACAUGACCACUGAGGACCAUACCUUUGUCUGGCCAGACUGUGGCCCCUGGCAGCCAGCACCACCGCCACCCAGCCACUGUGGCCCCUGGCCUACAGAUAUGCCGCUGCCCCAGGAGCUUCCAGACUGCUCUGUAAAGUCUCCCUUUCAGGAGCUUCCAGACUGCUCUGUAAAGUCUCCCUUUCAGGAGCUUCCAGACUGCUCUGUAAAGUCUCCCUUUCAGGAGCUUCCAGACUGCUCUGUAAAGUCUCCCUUUCAGGAGCUGCCACAACAACCACAACCCACUGAUGGGAGGGAGCAGCUCGGCCAGAAUGUUGAAACGGUGUGCUCGCUGAACCAGACCUUCCCAGAGGGCCGUGGGGCAGCGGGGACAGUGGUGGUGGAGGGCCAGAGGAACCCCUACUCCAUGGAGCCCCCUGGUCCCCAGACCCAGAAGCCCCCCUGCCCCAGACACAUGUCCAUCUCUGAGAGGCUCUGUAAGGUCAUACAGGAAUUGGUGGACACAGAGAAGUCCUACGUCAAGGACCUGGGCUGUCUGUUUGACAUCUACCUGACGCCUCUACAGAGUGAGACCUUCCUCAGCCACGAUGAGAUGGAGUCUCUGUUUGGCAGUCUGCCUGAGAUGCUGGACUUCCAGAGAGUGUUCCUACACACCCUGGAGGAGCGCAUCGCCUCCUCCCCCAACUUCAGCUCCCUGGAGACUCCGAAACAAUUCAAGAAACUUCUUCUCUCGCUGGGGGGCUCCUUCCUCUACUAUGCCGACCACUUCAAGCUCUACAGCGGCUUCUGUGCCAACCACAUCAAAGUCCAGAAGGUUCUGGAACGAGCGAAGACGGACCGGGCCUUCAAGCAGUUCCUGGAGGCGAGAAACCCCACCAAGCAGCACUCAUCCACCCUGGAGUCCUACCUCAUUAAGCCAGUCCAGAGAGUGCUCAAGUACCCCCUGCUGCUCAGACAGCUGGUCUCUCUGACCGACUCAGAGAGCGAGGAGCACAGCCACCUCACAGAGGCCCUGAGAGCCAUGGAGAAGGUGGCCAGUCACAUCAAUGAGAUGCAGAAGAUCUACGAGGACUACGGAACUGUGUUUGACCAGCUGGUGGCAGAGCAGAGUGGCCCUGAGAAAGAGGUUACAGAGAUCUCCAUGGGAGAGUUCCUCAUCCACUCCUCAUUAAAAUGGCUCAACCCUCUCCCCUCUCUGGGUCGCAUGAGGAAACAUCCUGAGCUAACGCUGUUUGUUUUCAAGAGAGCGGUGAUCCUGGUGUACCGUGAGCGUAGCAAGAUGAGAAAGAGGAUGACCACGUCACGCUCAGGGGAUCUGGAGGCCUUCAAGUUCCGCUGGCUCGUCCCGGUGUCGGCGGUGCAGGUCCGCCUGGGGAACGCAGCAGGAACGGAGAGCCCAUGUAUCUGGGAGCUGGUCCAUACCAAGUCUCAGGUGGAGGGGAGACCAGAGACCGUGUUCCAGCUCUGCAGCAGUGGUUUGGAGAAUAAGGCCAGUGUAGUGAAAGCUCUUCGCUCCCUUCGAGACUGGACCUGUAGGCCCCUCCUAUCAGAAAGAGGUUCUAGAGAGUACCUAGGCUCCCUCCGUAGGACCCAGCCUGCACCGGUCCGUGCCGACUCCUGGAGAAGACAACAGGAACUGCAGGCCAUGAGGACUGCAAGCCACCAGCACCACUCUGACGACGGCAGUGUGUCCAGUGGUGCAACCCAACCCUGCCCGGGAGACACACACUCGGAGCCCCAGUUUCACAUCCGCUCCACCACGGGCCUCCCCAGCCUGGAGGGCACCACGCUGGGAAAGAGGGCCCGGCUGUGCUCCCUGACCAGCGCCCUGGAGGCGCAGCUCCAGAGACUCAACUUCACAGAGGAGGCCGGGCCGAGGAGUGCAGCGUCCCAGCAGGAGCACCUCAGACAGGGGCCCCAUCCUGCUGCCCAGAGGAGGGCUAGCAGUCUGCAGGGUCCAGGAGGGCAGGAUAAUGACCCCCAGUGUGUGGACCUUAAUGCCCUACUGGGGAGGGACUUCAGUGUGCAGAGCCUGACCUCUGUGGUCAAUGAGAACUGCUUCUAUGACACAGUUAUGGGGAUCCAGAAGGCGGCCAUUCCAACACUAUAGGGGCCCUAGAAGUUGCCCCUAGACGCUGAUCUUGGGUCAGUUUUCCCCACUAAUGGUUAACAAUAGGAUUGGGGGACAGCUGAUCCUAGAUCUGUACCAAGGGAAACUUCACCCGGAGAGCUGAUGAACACUAUAGAAGGUACACUCCUGUACCUGUCUAGACCCUGAUCACACUGACUACUGGUCAAGGUACUAUGGACUAGAAGAUGAAUCUCCUUAAUGUGUUUACUCUAACUGGUGAGUAGGCUACGAUUGAAGAACUGAGCUCUGAUCACAGUUACUUGACUUUGACUUAAUCCUUUUAUCUCCUAGUGGAGCAAAAGCCUCAAGAUCACACUGUGACAGUAUAUACAGUGCAUUUGGAAAGUAUUCAGACCCCUUGACUUUUUCCACAUUUUGUUACGUUACAGCCUUAUGCUAAAAUUGAUUAAAUAUUUUUUUCCCCUCAUCAAUCUACACACAAUACCUCAUAAUGACAUCACAAUAACCCAUAAUGACAAAGAAAAACAGGUUUUCCAAAAUUUUCUGAAAUGUAUACUUCUUUUUAACUGAAAUAUCACAUUUACUUGAGUAUUCAGACCCUUUACUCAGUACUUUGUUGAAGCACCUAUGGCAGCGUUUACAGCCUUGAAUCUUCUUGGGUAUGAUGCUAUAAGCUUGGCACACCUGUAUUUGGGGAGUUUCUCCCAUUCUUCUCUGCAGAUCCUCUCAAGGUCUGUCAGGUUGGGAGCGUCAUUGCACAGCUAUUUUUAGGUCUCUCCAGAGAUGUUCGAUCGGGUUCAAGUCCGGGCUAAGGCUGGGCCACUCGAGCUGUGUGCUUAGGGUCGUUGUCCUGUUGGAAGGUGAACCAUUGACCCAGUCUGAGGUUCUGAGUGCUCUGGAGCAGGUUUUCAUCAAGGAUCUCUCUGUACUUUGCUCCGCUCAUCUUUCCCUCGAUCCUAACUAGUCUCCCAGUCCCUGCCACUGAAAAACAUCCCCACAGCAUGAUGCUGCCACCACCGUGCUUCACCAUAGGGAUGGUGCCAGGUUUCCUCCAGAAGUGACGCUUGGCAUUCAGGCCAAAAAGUAAAUCUUGGUUUCAUCAGACCAGAGAAUCUUGUUUCUUAUGGUCUGAGAGUCCUUUAGGUGCCUUUUAGCAAACUCCAAAUGGCUAUCAUGUGCCUUUUACGGAGGAGUGGCUUCCGUCUGGCCACUCUACCAUAAAGGCCUGAUUAGUGGAGUGCUGCAGAGAUGGUUGUCCUUGUGGAAUAUUCUCCCAUCUCCACAGAGGAACUCUGAAACAUCGAGUUCUUGGUCACCUCCUUGAUCAAGGCCCUUCCCCCGAUUGCUCAGUUUGGCCGUGUGGCCAGCUCUAGGAAGAGUCUCGGUGGUUCAAACUUCUUCCAUUUAAGAAUGAUGGAGGCCACUGUGUUCUUGGGGACCUUCAAUGCUCCAGAAAUGUUUUGGUACCCUUCCCCAGAUCUGUGCCUCAACACAAUUCCUUCGACCUCAUGGCUUGGUUUUUGCUCUGACAUGCACUGUCAACUGUGGGACCUUAUUAGACCUGUGUGUGCCUUUCCAAAUCAUGUCCAAGCAAUUUCAUCUACUACAGGUGAACUCCAAUCAAGUUGUAGAAACAUCUCAAGGAUGAUCAACGGAAACAGGAUGCACCUGAGCUCAAUUUCAAGUCUCGUAGCAAAGGGUCUGAAUACUUAUGUAAUAAGGUAUUUCUGUUCGUUUUUUAAUAGUUUUGCAAAAAGAAUCUAAAAACCUAUUUUCACUUUGUCAUUAUGGGGUAUUGUGUGUAGAUUGGUGAGACAAAAUAACAAUUUAAUCCAUUUUAGAAUAAACAUGUAACGUAACAAAAUAUGUGAAAAGGGAAGUGGUCUGAAUACUUCCCGGAUCCACUGUGAAAUGGCGUCCUUUGUUUUGCAGCACUCUCUAAGCUCUGAACACAGUUGCCUAUGUUCAAUAACAUUCCUCCUUACUCUUGUUUGUGAAUAUGAUGCAGUAUCUUAAAUCACGAGCAUUACAUUUUAAUGUCUUUUUUGGCAAAAGCAGUUGUUAAUUAAAAACUGUAAUUGCCUGAAUUCUAUUUAUAUUUUGUCUCUAUUAUUUUGUUCAUGUGUUAAUAUCCACAUAAAAACAAAGACUAAGUGUCAAAUUUCGAUUUAAUUGAUUUUAUUAAGUUCAAAGCUUUAAAGCUCUUUCUUAUUUCAAGUGAUUUGAUGUAUCACUUUAAGAAUUGUUCAAAUGUUUUAUCAUUAUUCAGAUGUAUCUGAACUGUAAUUUAUUCUCUAAUGUAUAUUAUUUUCAUUUAAACGGAACGUUUAAACAGGUGUCCUGACUCUCUGUGGUCACUAAAGAUCCCAUGGCACUUAUCAUAAGAGUAGGGGUGUUAACCCCGGUGUCCUGGCUAAAUUCCCAAUCUAGCCCUCAUACCAUCACAGUCAUCUAAUCAUCCCCAGCUUACAAUUGGCUCAUUCAUCCCCUCCUCCUCUGCCCUGUAACUAUUCCCCAGGUCAUUGCUGUAAAUGAGAACGUGUUCUCAGUCAACUUACCUGGUAAAAUAAGGGUUAAAUAAAUACAAAUUGUACAGGUAAGGUAAAAUGCUGUAAUAUUGAAUAAAAAAAACUUCUCUUAUA